AUGAGCAUCCUAUUUUUCGAUUCCUAUCCAAGCACAGAAUCGGAGGAAGAGAACCCCGAUCUUUUCCCGAUGUUCAAACUUGAAAUGGAGAAAGCACAACGUCCCGUUACAAGGACAGAGGAGAAUGGAGUACAUACAUACUCCACUACGAAGCUGUCCCCGAGGAACCCUUCUCGUCAUGACAGUCCCCCGAAUGAAGAUCUGAAAUUGCUCGUCGACUCGAUAGCAGACUACGCUGUUAGUUUUGAGCUCUCUGACUUUCCUGCUAUCGUCGCAGACUGGAUUCCUCGUCUUGCUCAGGACCCCCUCCCUGGCUCCUAUCAACAUCUCCUCUUGUUAAUUUUCGCUGAGGGCCGCUACUGUGUCAGUAUGCAUCGUGCUAUGGCAGAUGCUGCUAGCAUUCCUGAUUUCCUGUCUACUCAUCGUCACAGAAUACGGCUAUUUGAACGGACUCGGAACAUUGAUCGCCAAUGGACCUUGAGGGAGGAGCCGAAGAAGGCUCCACGGCUUGCCACUCAUCCAGACUAUACCGCUGAAGGUUGCAGGAUUGAUGAGUGGUUUUUUGAAUCGGACCUGGCUACCUUGAGGGAGCUUGUAGGUCCACUUCGGGACGCGGAGCAUCCUGUUUUAUGGAUUACUGGCCGCACAAAGAGGGCGAAGGAGAUGCUGGAGCAAUGGGAGGCGUCUAUGGAACGAAUCAAGCAGUUCAAGCAAGAGCUUAUUGUAGGCCAGUUCAAUCGAAAGAUAAAUUGGACGAUCUAUGAUUCUGCCAAACCGAAAACCGAGGAGCGUGAGGAUUUAAUGAGCAUGCGCCAGUCUCGUAUUGAUGCAUGCAAGGCAAGUACCGUGUGGGGUGAAUACCUUCCAGACGAGUCCCAGCUCUGGGAAUCCAACAAGUAUGCCCGGGGGCUCCAUAUGAAGAACUUCAAUCGACGCUCUAAUUCAGAAAAAUCCGUGGAUCUGAACUAUAUGCCAAAGCCCAACGUCACCAAGAGCAUGGGUUACUAUCUUGGCAGCAUCAUUGUCCCACAGACACUAGAGGAAUCUCUUCUCAACUUCAUCGUGCAGAUUGCCGAAUGGCUAGCUCUGGCGAGAGGAUUUCCGGCUGUCCACCUAUUCAUUGAUAUGGUACGACUUUUUACAUCUUACGGUGUGGACCUUGCAAACGCAACGCAGGUGCAAUACUGCAGGUUUAUUCCUCGUAUGCGUCCUUCCGCUUGUACGGAUCGUCCGCUAAGACGGAGAACCAAGUCACUCCUCAAUUUUCAAGAGAAAACAGGCGCAGGCAAUCAGCAAUACUUUGCUGAUGUGAAGGAACAUAAUCAAUACCUCUUCUACAUGCUAUUCCAACGGAACACUCUUCUCUUUUUUGAUAACGAGUCUAUCUCUUGGGAAGGGCCACUUCAGACAUUGGAAUGGGUGAAUAGACAAGGCAGGAAGGUUCUGAAUUCCAAGGGUUCGUGUCCACGACACCAAGUUGGGUCCUCGAUUGUUCCGGAUGGGGCAUGGCAAGACAUCAUCAAGAGUGAUCGUCCUAGCGAUUCAGGUCAUGAGAUUUCUACCAAGAAGGGCUAUGAGGGAAAUGACAGCCAAGCACAUAAGGAAAAGAUCCAAAAGGAGAUUAUCGAUGCCAAUGGGAGUGCUGGAAGAAAUAGCUCAGCUAUACUUAGGCUCGACACGCUCGCCGCCGUGUUAGACACAAUGGAGAGCGAGGGGUGGAAGCACCGCAUUCGAAAGCGUGGUACUAGAAGUGAAUGA
This is a messenger RNA of Penicillium angulare, 1758 nucleotides long. RefSeq lists its product as uncharacterized. The transcript has 2 exons. The record is from RefSeq and is a predicted model, not a curated record. NCBI's taxonomy places the organism in Eukaryota, Fungi, Ascomycota, Eurotiomycetes, Eurotiales, Aspergillaceae. The coding region runs from base 1 to 1758 and encodes 585 amino acids.